Molecule: messenger RNA, 261 nt
Organism: Racocetra fulgida
Lineage: Eukaryota; Fungi; Glomeromycota; Glomeromycetes; Diversisporales; Gigasporaceae
Source: the annotation of a GenBank genome assembly
AUGUCUAUUACAGGCUAUAAAAGUGAAUCUUCAUAUAGAAUUUAUGCACACCCAUCAAAUAAACAAAAGGAAGAAGUAUUAUCUCAACUAAUCAGUAGUGUAGAAACAUUACCUUCAUCAAAUGAUCAAUCCCUUCAAGCAAUACCACCAAUUAAAGAUAAAUCAUCUUUAACUAAACCUUUUUGUCAACCUCUUUCAACAAAAAAUCUUCCAUUACAUAUUAAUGCAUCGAAGCCUGUGCUUACUCUUGGUGGCCGCUGA